Messenger RNA from Fusarium falciforme, 864 nucleotides. RefSeq lists its product as hypothetical. Lineage: Eukaryota; Fungi; Ascomycota; Sordariomycetes; Hypocreales; Nectriaceae. Bases 1 to 864 code for a protein of 287 amino acids. The record is from RefSeq and is a predicted model, not a curated record. The transcript has 2 exons.
AUGACACAAAGCCUCAGCUGCGCAGCCCUCAUUUGGAGGGCUAUCUUUACCAACGGCGUCAACAAGCCCUUCCUAAACUUCAUAUUGAACGAUCUGCCCGAAUUGGGCCAGUGGUUAUACGACCUCGUCAAACGUGGGAGCGUCUUGGGUAGAUUUCCGGCCACUUACGGUGCGACCAAAACCCCAGAUGCCGAGUUCCCAGGCAUGGACAAUCCGUACAAUGAACUCGUCUUACAGCUACCGGAGAACAGAAAUGUUGUGGUUUCCCAAGCACAGAGAGUAGCUUUGACCAUUGUUGACAUUCUGAAGAUGGGCAGAGGCAAAAUGCCAAACAGGCUCGACGACCUUCAACUAAACGCCAGUCUAUGCAGCGACUUUGAUGCAAAUGCCAACCCUCCGUCACCAACAGAAGUCACAGGAGUAUACAACAGAAGUGACGGCAUCCUCUGGAACUUUAUCGAGUGUUGCGGUGAACGCAGCGCCGCUGAGCCAAAUACUCUAAUCGAAAACACGCAGAGUAGCAAGGCUGGUCAGAAGGCCCUCGAGCAAGAGCCUAGGGGUGCUCUAUGGCCCACCGCUGGCAAGGUCCCCGAUAAAAUCGUUAUGAUCGCGCACUCUCAGGCUUGCCUGGUCUUGCGCCUAGCGCUACAGACGCUGGUAACAGAGAUUCCGAAAGGCUCCCCUCAGAGACGAAUCAUUAAGGAAAGGCUAAGAAUAUUCACCUUUGGGAACCCAAGUGUCGACUGGAAGGUGAAAAAUGGGACAGAACACCCUUUGAGCAAAUACGUCAACACUACAGAGCAUUUUGCGAAUGAGGCCGACUUUGUGGCCAUGCUAGGCGUUGUGAUGCACCGCGACGACUAG